Messenger RNA from Zeugodacus cucurbitae (melon fly), 3450 nucleotides. Its product is annotated as ras-related protein Rap-2a. The record is from RefSeq and is a predicted model, not a curated record. The transcript has 6 exons. Gene Ontology annotation, molecular function: GTPase activity; GTP binding. The coding region runs from base 1842 to 2732 and encodes 296 amino acids. NCBI's taxonomy places the organism in Eukaryota, Metazoa, Arthropoda, Insecta, Diptera, Tephritidae.
AGCGUGUUGAACGUACAAGUUCGAAAGCAGCAGCGACCAAGCGGAAAUCAUAAGAGAAAAAAUAAAAUAAAUAAAUAAAAGAAAUAAAAACAAACGAGUAAAAGGCAAACAGUGAAAGUGUGUCUGGCUUAAGAAUUUAACGGAAAUUGUGUUCGCGAAAUUCGAAAAUAAAAAUUUACCGUUAACUUGUGUUUAGAGAAUUUCAAUUCAAGUUCGGCGGAGAUCAACGCCAAUAAUUGAGUGGAAAUCUAAAAACAACAACAAAUAUUAAUUGAAAAAAACGGUUGUUUACAAAUAUAACGGUAAACAGUGCAAAUGUAUGUGUGCGUUAGAUAAAAAUUUGAAUUAACGGUGUUUUUUUGUUUCAAAAAUUAAUUUCGAAAAUCCUCGAAAUUUCGUUGUGCUUAAGCGAAUUGCGAAUCUUCAAUGACAACAACGGUGUUUGUUGUUUACAACAACGACAACAACCAAGGUUUCGCAUAUCAGCCAAACAGGGUCGCCAUUGCGGAAGGAAGUGCUGCAACAUUUUUGCGCGCGGAAAUUGCCUAAAUACUUUUGCACCAAUUAGGGAGCCAGCAAAGCGCAUAAAACCAUUUGCAUAUUUGUGAUGCGGCAAAACCCUAACGUAGAUUAAAAAAUACAACAGCAACAACAACAGCUUAAACACAUUUGGCAACUGUAACUUUUGGCGGAGAAGACAACAUUUCGGCAGUAAAUAUUUGUGUGAACGUGAAGUGACAACCAGUCAACAGCAAGUGGCAAGUAGCAAGCAGCAAGCAGUCGUGCUUGGCAUUUUGUUGUCUAACUGUGGGCAGGCGGAUGAAGUAGAAGCGGAGUGAAGGUAUAAAGAAGGGGCGCAAACACCACAAAGUCAAGAUUUUGGAGGACAUAAAAAGUUAAAAAAAAGUUGAAGGAAACACAAAAAAGUCAGCGUGUAAAGCUUUAAACUCUGUCUUACACACACACACAUACCAGCGACGAAACAAAGUGCCGUUGAAUACAAAUAUUAGUAUUAUAAAACAUUGUGUGCACGCCUCACAGCUUUCGCUUCGCUGUCAAUAUAAACGAGUGAGUGCUGGUCCCCCGGCAGCAGAGCAACUCUUAAGGCGCAUAACCAGAACGUUUUGUCAUCGUUGUAAAUUAUCUAGCAGAUAUUUAAUACACAGACACACACACACACAAGAUGUUGCAAGAAGCGCCUUAAAGUGUGCUACGAAAAAACGAAACAACAUAAAAAAGAGACACACUGACAGCGUGACAAUUGGGCCAGAACUUGAGGCUUGUGUGCAAUAACAACAACUACUUGAUUUAUAGCAUCACGCCGCGAAAUACGAGUGCGCGACAACACAUUAACUACAUUUGUUGCAGUCACAAAUAACAACAACAACAAGACGAAGAAGCAGAAGAAACGCAUAAAUUAAAACAAAAACACACACACGCGAUCUGGAAAGCGCUAAAGCGCCAGAGCUCAACCGAAAAAUCACCCGAAGUCAUAAAGCACACACAAGCAACGCAACGCUGAGCUUAGCUCCACUGCGUUUUGAUCUACGAAAGUAGAGACGAAAAACAACAAAGUAACGCGGAUAAACAACGCAUGUAAAUAAUAGUUGCAGAGAGAGAUACGCGCAACAUUUUUGGCUGUUGCAAUUGUGGCACAAUUUGUGUUGUGUUGCAGCCGACGACACAACACUUGGUUUAGUAGUUGAGUUGGUACUCACCUGUAGUGCAACGAGAUACUUGGCAGCAGCGCACUGUAAAACCCCCCUUGGCUUUUGGAAUUUUCGCACGUCUUCACGCGCCCGUCUUCUUCUGCAGCACAGUUCUCCGUUUACAACGCCAAAAUGCGCGGCCGCCACCUACGCAGACGUUUCAGCUUGCAGCCGUCCUUUAUGAAGGAUGACAGCUCGGAGGAUAAACCGAAACGCGAGAAAGUUGGUCGCAACAAUGCCGUGGAUGACGCCAUUGGACCCGCUAACGCACGUCACAAAAUCGUUGUUAUGGGUGCGGCCAAAGUGGGCAAAACUUCCAUAAUCACACAAUUUCUAUACAACACAUUCACCACGAAAUACAAAAGGACCAUCGAGGAAAUGCAUCAAGGCAACUUUUCAAUUGCUGGCGUUAGCCUGACUCUGGACAUUUUAGAUACGGCCGGCUCCUAUGAGUUUCCUGCAAUGCGCGCACUCUCCAUCUCAUCGGCGGAUGCAUUCAUUCUGGUGUAUGAUGUCACCGAUGCGUCCACAUUCGAGGAGGUACGCAUGAUACGCGAUCAAAUACACGAGACCAAAGCGACCACAGCUGUGCCCAUUGUGGUGGUGGGCAAUAAGAUUGACCUAGUUGCCGAGAAGGAGGACGCCCAAAAGGUCGAGUACGCCACCACAGAAUCGGUGGUCACUUUAGACUGGGAGAAUGGUUUUGUCGAAGCAUCAGCGGCGAAGAAUGAGAACAUCACACAGGUCUUCAAAGAGCUGCUUUCACAGGCGAAAAUCACGUACAAUCUGAGUCCAGCACUGCGACGCCGACGACAAUCGUUGCCACAGCAAGUGGGCAAUAAUGGUGCGGGCACGCCCACCCAUCAUCAUCAUCCAUCGCAUGCGGCCAACACCUCGGCAGCGGGCAGUGCACACGGCUCGACGUUGCCAUCGCAUGCGCCAACAGCCGCGCAAAUCCAGCAUUUGCAGAGGAUACAGGAGCGGAGCUUGGGCAGCAAACGGAAUUCGUGCACAAUAUCCUAAAGUCAAUAUGCAGCGGCGGAAAGAGUGGCAGUGGUGAGCUGCACAAGAAGUGCAGAUUUAUUUGCAUAUGCUGGGGUACUUACAUACAUAUAUGCAUACAUUAGUAAAUGAAUAUGAAGGCUCGCCUAUACCCUGUGCGACAGAUGAAGGUUUACAAUCAUAGAUAAAUAUUAAAUAUUGAACACCACUUAGAAAUAUGGAAUUUAUCCAAAAUUUUUCUUUAACUCGCUUUAGAUACCGCCUUUUUUUACUAUAAAUGUUUGGCAUUCGAAUUUUGAUUGAAUUAUUCAUACCAUUGAGACGUCUUUAUAAUUUUCCAGAAACACGAAAUCGUAGGUUAAUACGCUUACCCUACCAAAUAGAUUUUAUACCAUGGUUUAUACACUUGACAUCGAUUUUACCGUCUUAUUUGGGACACUUUUAAAUGCUCUUAAAAAAUUUGUCCCCUAAUUUUCUUUCUCCUUUUUUGUAUUGUGUCAGGCUCCGACUUCAAAUCCAACUCGAUUAAGAUCAAAAGGACUAAAAUUGUUCGAUUUUUUCCGACUUUCAGCAAUAUAGAGAGUCCAAAAGUGAGGGGUGCAUAUUAUUCACAACUAUGAAUCACACAAAAUCUUUCUUCCUCGCUCCAAAAUAUAUUUUUAAGAUUUAUUGAAGAUUUUUUUAUAACAAUGUGUUCAAAAAAUAACGGGAAUUUUAAAAUUUCCGAUUCCAAUUUUUU